Molecule: messenger RNA, 1185 nt
Organism: Boleophthalmus pectinirostris (great blue-spotted mudskipper)
Lineage: Eukaryota; Metazoa; Chordata; Actinopteri; Gobiiformes; Gobiidae
Product: odorant receptor 131-2-like
Exons: 5
Coding region: 1-1185 (394 amino acids)
Biological process (GO): G protein-coupled receptor signaling pathway
Cellular component (GO): membrane
Molecular function (GO): G protein-coupled receptor activity
Source: RefSeq, a predicted model, not a curated record
AUGAAUUUCUCCAGCUCUGGCAGUAACUCUACUCCCGUGGUCGUGAGGGACGAUCUGAAGACUGCAAUUAUGAAGAACAUGAUCACUGUGACUCUCUGUGUGUCCAUCAACUACGUUAAUGCUACUCUGGUUUAUACCUUCAUGAGGCACGAGUUUUUCAAAAGGAAUCCUCGCUAUAUCCUCUUCAUUCACCUGGUCAUCAAUGACAUUAUCUUAAUGACAGUCCUGACACUCAUUCAAGUCUUGAGCUACGUAGUUUACACUCUCCAUGUGUGGUUAUGCAUGACUUUACUUAUAUUUGCUUUAUUUUCUAAUUUUAACAACCCUAUGACUCUUGCCGUCAUGGCCAUUGAGUGCUAUGUUGCUGUGUGUUUCCCUCUGAGACACUCACAGAUCAUUACAGUUAAGAAAACCUACAUUACUAUUGCCUUAAUUUGGCUGAUAAGUGCACAGUCUUUUUUUCCAGAUGUUCUUGUGUCUUUAACCACAGAACAUCUUGACUUUUUUCAGUCUCGAGUAUUUUGUCAAAAUACAACGGUUUUCAGAAUUCCUGGCAUACUACUAAAGAAUAUUAUCUACAAUGCUGUAUUAAUGGCCACUGUGUGGCUGACUCUUAUCUACACAUAUUUCAAAAUACUUUUUACAGCAAAAUCAGCUUCAUCUGAUGCCACAAAGGCCAGAAACACAGUUCUGCUUCAUAGUUUCCAGCUAAGUCUCUCCAUGCUCACAUAUAUGUACACUCCACUUACAACAGGACUGACAUAUUUGUUUCCUCAGAGUGUGCUCGCUAUUCGCUUUGCUGUGAUCAUAAUAGUCAGUGUGAUGCCACGGCUUGUCAGUCCACUUGUUUACGGGAUACGAGAUAAAACCUUCAGGAAGUACUUAAAAAAACAUUUGAUAUUUCCAAUGAAUUUUUCCGGCUCUGGCUCUAACUCUACUCCUGUGGUGGUGAGGGACGAUCUGAAGACUGUAAUAAUGAAAAAUGUCAUCACGGUGACUCUGUGUCUGUCCAUCAACUACAUUAAUGCUACUCUGGUUUAUAUCUUUAUGAAGCACGAGAUAUUGAAAAUGAAUCCUCGCUACAUCCUCGACAUCCACCUGGUGAUCAACGACAUCAUCCUGAUGACACUGCUGACGCUCAUUCAAGUCUUGUUAUUCCAGAGGGCAUCACUGACAGACGGAUGA